Messenger RNA from Saccoglossus kowalevskii, 3358 nucleotides. RefSeq names its product solute carrier family 12 member 4-like. Gene Ontology annotation, molecular function: potassium:chloride symporter activity. Gene Ontology annotation, cellular component: plasma membrane. Gene Ontology annotation, biological process: chemical synaptic transmission; potassium ion import across plasma membrane; cell volume homeostasis. The record is from RefSeq and is a predicted model, not a curated record. NCBI's taxonomy places the organism in Eukaryota, Metazoa, Hemichordata, Enteropneusta, Harrimaniidae.
UCGAGACGUACUAGUAUUCCCAAUCUUCAGUGUCUUUUCGUGUAUAUAAAAGUUCAACGUACACAUGGUUUUGUUUUACUAGGUUAUAUUUACUAUGUCUGCUUCGCGUUUCGAAGUGUCAAAGACAGAUACAAGUGUACUGUUGCCAGAAAAUGGCGCCGUUGAACUUCAGCCUAUGCAGAAAAUUCCAGAAUCGCCUCGAGCUGACGACAGUGUUGAUGGACAGAGCAUCGAAGCUGCGGCGCCGAUCGUACAAAUGGGAGAAAAUGACUGUGAACCACAGAAUGUCGAGAAAAAAGAUACAACUCCAUCAAUACAAGUGACGAUGGAAGGGGAUGAUCAUUCACACCAUGUUGUUGUUCCAUGUAAUACCCAGAAAAAUUUACUUCUUUAUGAGGAUGAUAUGAAACACAUGCCACCAUUGUCAUCAUUUCUCAGAGGGUUCAAAGCACCAGGCACAGAAGAUUACAAUGACGAAACAGAAAAACGUAAAAUGAAAGCCAAGUUGGGUACAAUGCUUGGUGUUUAUCUACCAACCAUCCAGCAUAUAUUUGGUGUAUUGAUGUUCUUACGUCUCUUCUGGAUUGUUGGUAAUGCAGGUGUUAUACAAUCUUUCUUGCUUGUUGCUCUAUGUUGUCUCACGACAUUCCUUACAUCAAUAUCAAUGAGUGCCAUCGCAACUAAUGGGGUUGUUGAAAGUGGUGGGUCUUAUUUUAUGAUAUCACGCAAUUUAGGAGCUGAGUUUGGUGGAGCAGUGGGUAUUCUAUUUUAUCUUGCCAACACAUUUGCAACCUCCAUGUAUCUUAUAGGUGCUGUGGAAAUUUUGCUGAAGUACAUAGCACCGUCCUUAUCAGUUGGAGAUGCAACAAAUUCUACAAAUUUACAAAAUAAUUUCCGUUUGUAUGGAACCAUCCUGCUUAUCAUAGUUGGUAUUAUAGUUUCUAUUGGUGUGAAGUUUGUACAGAUGUUUGCACCUGUAUCAUUAACAUGUGUCAUCAUAUCCAUCAUAUCUAUUUACAUUGGAGGAUUUCUUGCUUCUGUUUCAAAUAGUCCAGGUGUAUGCUUACUGGGUGACAGAUUAUUAGCCAAAGACUACAUUUUACAUGAUGGUGAACCAUGGUGUACAACCAAUCUGUCUGGUCCUAUUUAUCCAUUAUAUUGUAAUGAUGAGAAGAAUGAUACUGAAGCAUGUGAAUACUUCUUUAAUAGUGAAGCUCAUCAUAUUCCUGGCAUACCUGGUAUUUCUAGUGGACUUAUCGUAGACAAUGCAUUCAGUAACUAUAUGAAGAAGGGUGAGGUAACCCAAGGUGUGCAGGGUGAUAAAGAUCGUGGUGAAGUUAUUCAAGAUCUUACUACUACAUUCUUUGUUCUCAUGGCAAUCUAUUUCCCAUCAGUCACAGAUCUUACCUUUGUCUUACUAUUUGGUGCUACUAUUGAUAGAUCACUGCUUUUAGACAAGUAUGGAGAGAGUUUAGGUGGUAGUAUGGUGGUUGCUCAGUUAGCUUGGCCCAACGAAUGGGUGCUACUUGUCGGAUCAUUUACAUCAACAUUUGGUGCUGGUUUACAGUGUUUGUGCAGUGCUCCACGUUUAUUGCAAGCCAUAGCUAAAGAUAACGUAAUACCAUUCUUAGGAGUAUUCAGUGUUAUAACUAAGAGAGGAGAACCUAUCAGAGCUCUUUUUAUCACCAUAGUAAUUGCUGAGUUAGGAAUUCUUAUUGGUGCUUUAGAUCAUGUAGCUCCUGUUGUUGACAUGUUCUUCCUGAUGUGUUAUGCAUUUGUGAACUUUGUUUGUGUGUUACAAACAUUGUUACGCUCACCAAAUUGGAGACCACGUUUUAAGUAUUAUCAUUGGACGCUAUCGUUGUUAGGAGCUUUACUCUGUAUAAUCAUCAUGUUUGUAACUCACUGGUAUUAUGCUAUUGUGGCUUUACUCUUAGCUGCUGCCAUUUAUAAAUAUAUUGAAUAUAGAGGAGCCAAAAAGGAAUGGGGUGAUGGAAUCCGUGGUUUGGCUUUAUCUACCGCUAGAUACAGCUUAUUGAAAGUAGAAAAUGAAGAGACACAUACAAAGAACUGGAGACCACAGUUACUGGUGUUAAUGAAAUUGGAUGCUGAAUUACAGCCGAGGUAUAAGAAAUUAUUGACCCUUGCUGGACAGCUCAAAGCAGGUCGCGGUCUGUGUAUUGUUGCCUCAGUUGUACAAGGGUCAAAUUCAGACAAUCUAAAAGAAGAGACUAAUGAGGCUAAGGAGAAUCUCAGAAGUGCUAUGGUCAGUGAAAGGUUGAAAGGUUUUACCAAUGUUAUGAUAACGAAAGAUGUUUCUGAAGGCCUGAAUGUAUUAAUACAGACUAUUGGUUUGGGUGGUUUGAGACCAAAUACCUUACUUAUUGGUUGGCCUUAUGGUUGGAAAGAAAGCCAUAAUGAUGAUACAUAUAAUACGUUUCUUGAUGUACUUGAUUAUGCACAUUCUUCACAGCUAGCUGUGCUCGUCCCGAAAGGAAUCAAGGACUUCCCUGAUAUCAAGGACAGAGUUAGCGGCACUAUUGAUGUCUGGUGGAUUCUACAUGAUGGUGGUAUGCUUGUUCUGCUGCCAUUUCUUCUCAAACAACACAAAGUAUGGAAGAAUUGUAAACUGCGAAUAUUUGCUGUUGCACAGAUACAGGACAAUAGUAUUAAAAUGAAAAAAGAUCUUACUAGUUUCUUUUAUCAUUUACGUAUUGACGCACAGUUAGAAGUUGUGGAGAUGCCUACUAGUGAUAUAUCUGCCUAUGCAUAUGAAAGAACAUUAGAGAUGCACCAAAGAAAUCAAAUCUUAAGAGAAAUGAAACUCACAAACCAAGAGUUAAACUAUGAGACUGAUGGAAUAUCACAGAAGAAAUCCAGACCUAGUAUGAGACGGUUAAGACGAUUACUCUCUGUUGAAAAAGAAAUGUUCGAACCCCAGGUGAUUUUUGAAGCUUGUCAUCAUCCAUCAGACAUUAGUCUAAAAAGGCAAAUUUCAGAAACAAGUGGUGUGAGAUUUGAAACAGGAGGUGAUGAAAUAGCCAGCAUAGAAGCAUUAAACCAGUACACGUUCUCUGAGCCUCCACUUGAAAGAACAAAGCCACCAGUAACUACUGAAAAUGUUGAUGCCCAUGUAAUGCAUGCUGCUAGGAAGAUGCAUACAGCUGUCAAACUCAAUCAAGUUAUUACUGAGAAAUCAUCAGAAGCUCAAGUUGUCAUCAUGAAUCUCCCAGGACCUCCUAAAAAUAAAACAGCUGUUCACAAUUAUAUUGAAUAUCUUGAAGCUUUGACUGAAGGAUUAGACAAAGUACUGCUCGUCCGUGGUACUGGUAAAGAAGUCAUCACCAUAUACUCUUAA